This is a messenger RNA of Penicillium pulvis, 1563 nucleotides long. RefSeq names its product cytochrome P450. Bases 1 to 1563 code for a protein of 520 amino acids. The record is from RefSeq and is a predicted model, not a curated record. Gene Ontology annotation, molecular function: oxidoreductase activity, acting on paired donors, with incorporation or reduction of molecular oxygen; monooxygenase activity; iron ion binding. Lineage: Eukaryota; Fungi; Ascomycota; Eurotiomycetes; Eurotiales; Aspergillaceae. The transcript is spliced from 5 exons.
AUGGCUGUGUUAUCGACGCUUUCUCUUGGCUUGUGGGCCCAGGGCCUUAUCGCUCUGGGACUUUUGUGUCUCACAAAGCUGAUUUGGGAUUAUUUUCUCUCCCCAUUGAAGGCUAUACCCGGUCCAAUCCUUGCAAAGACUACAGAUCUCUGGCGUGCUGUUCAUACCUACCGGGGGCGUGUCGAUCUCAAGCAUCUUGACUUGCAUCGCAAGUAUGGAACUGCGGUGCAGAUUGGACCCAAUUGCGUGAGCAUUUCGGACCCGAAUUUGAUCCGCACUAUCUACUCGACUCGUAAUGCAUGGAAGAAGAGUGAUAUGUAUAGGCCAAAUGAUGUGCUUAUCGAAGGUCAUCGUUUGUCCAACCUCUUCAACUCCCAGGAUGAAGAGUGGCAUGAUCAGAACAUCCGACCUAUUCGCGGACUCUGGAGUAUGACCAAGGUUCUGGAAUACGAACCCCUGAUCGAUGAGACUCUUACCAAGUUUGUGGACAAGCUUGCGCUAAGAUUCGUCGAUGGAGCAAAUGCUGGCAAGGUCUGUCCAGCAGAUGAAUGGAUUGGAUUUUUCGCUUGGGAUGUCACGGCAAACUUCAGCUUUGGCCGUCACUAUGGUUUCAUCGACCAAGAAAAAGACGUCGACAAUCUAAUCACCGACUCAACUGCUGGUUUGAUCUACUUCGCCCCAGUCUCCCAGAUCCCCUGGAUAGAUAAUCUCCUCGACAAAAAUCCCAUAAAACGAAUUGGCCCCAAACCAACUCUAACGGGCGUCUUGUACGCUUUCAAAGUCGCAGCAGAAUACCAAGCUCAACUAGCCACCGAAAAGACCACCGCCGGCUCAGCAGGCGUAUCGCACACACUAGACAAAUAUGUGGCUCUAAAACAAUCAAACCCUGACCUAGUGAACGAUCAACAGAUUGUCAACUGGCUCAUGCUCAGUAUCCUGGCAGGUGGUGAUACUAGUUCCGCAACAAUGCGCGCAGUAUUAUAUUACCUCGCAAAAGCGCCAGCAGCAGCCGCAAAACUAUCAUCCGAGCUGGAGGCAGCUUCGCUCCCCACUCCAGCACCUUGGGCGCUGAUACGGGACCUACCCUAUCUGGAUGCCGUGAUCCGGGAGGCUAUGCGUGUUAAUCCUGGUAUCGCUAUGAUAUUCGAGCGUGUCGUCCCUGAGGGUGGUUUCACGCUUCCGGAUGGACGGUAUCUUCCUGCUGGAACGAAGGUGGGAUCUAAUCCGUUUGUUACGGGUCGGGACUAUGGUGUUUUUGGCGAUGAUGCCGAUACCUUUAUUCCUGAUCGCUGGCUUCGGGAGAAGAAUGAGAGUGAGGAGGCUUUUGAUGUGAGGUUGCGGCGGAUGAAGGAUACAGUUGAUUUUGUAUUUGGGGGUGGUGGGAGAAUUUGUAUGGGGAGAUAUCUGGCUAUGUUGGAGAUUAAGAAGUUAAUUGCAACGCUUUACAGCUUGUUUGAUAUUCAACUUGUUGAUCCUCAGCACGAGUGGAAGUAUCGGGAUGCUUGGUUCGUGUAUCAGUAUGAUAUGCCGAUGAUUAUUCGGCGUCGUGCUGCAGCUCAGUGA